AACAAAUAGAUAAUAAUGUUUGAGAAACAAAGGAAUACUGUAACAUGUAAAAAGAAAUGAAGAAAUAAGGCAUUUAUGUCUAUGGAUUGUAAUUGCAUACAUCAAGAGUAAAGACAUCGAUAUUGUGAUGUGAGUGAAAGGAAGUAUUUUGACAGAACAUUUAAUAAAUAAUGUAUCAUAGAAAUAUGUUGAUUUUUAAAUUCAAGCUUUAGGGGACACUGUUAUUUCUUCCUAAAGGUACUAGCCACACAACAUGACAGGAAAGAACCAAACCACUGUCUCAGAGUUCCUCCUCCUGGGCCUGCCCAUCCAGCCACAGCACAAAAACCUCUUCUACGUCCUGUUCCUGGCCAUGUACCUGACCACAGUCAUAGGGAACCUCCUCAUCAUCAUCCUCAUUCACCUGGACUCUCAUCUCCACACGCCCAUGUAUUUGUUUCUCAGCAACUUGUCCCUCUCUGACCUCUGCUUCUCCUCUGUCACAAUGCCCAAAUUGCUGCAGAUCAUGCAGAGCCAAGUCCCAUCCAUCUCGUACUCCGGCUGCCUGGCCCAAAUGUACUUCUUCCUGUUUUUUGGAGACCUGGAGAGCUUCCUCCUUGUGGCCAUGGCCUACGACCGCUAUGUGGCCAUCUGCUUCCCCCUGCACUACACCAGCAUCAUGAGCCCCAAGCUCUGCUUCUGCCUGGUGGCGCUGUCCUGGGUGCUGACCACGUUCCAUGCCCUGCUGCACACCCUGCUCAUGGCCAGGCUGUCUUUCUGUGCAGACAACAGGAUCCCCCACUUUUUCUGUGAUAUGUCUGCUCUUCUGAAGUUGGCCUGCUCUGACACCCAUGUCAAUGAGUUGGUGAUAUUUGUCAUGGGAGGCAUCAUUCUCGUCAUCCCUUUCCUACUCAUUAUCACAUCCUAUGCAAGGAUUGUGUCUUCCAUCAUCAAGGUUCCUUCUGCGCGGGGCAUCCGUAAGGCCUUCUCCACCUGUGGCUCCCACCUGUCUGUGGUGUCUUUGUUCUAUGGGACAGUUAUUGGUCUCUACCUAAUCCCAUCAGCCAAUAAUUCUACUGUGAAGGAGACUGUCAUGGUUAUGAUGUACACUGUGGUGACUCCCAUGCUGAACCCCUUCAUCUACAGCCUGAGGAACCAAGACAUGAAGGGAGCCCUGGGCAGAGUCAUUUGUAAAAAGAAAAUCAUCUUCUGCCCAUGAUGAU
This is a messenger RNA of Oryctolagus cuniculus (rabbit), 1202 nucleotides long. Its product is annotated as olfactory receptor-like protein DTMT. Gene Ontology annotation, cellular component: membrane. Gene Ontology annotation, molecular function: G protein-coupled receptor activity; olfactory receptor activity. Gene Ontology annotation, biological process: G protein-coupled receptor signaling pathway. The record is from RefSeq and is a predicted model, not a curated record. Lineage: Eukaryota; Metazoa; Chordata; Mammalia; Lagomorpha; Leporidae.